Molecule: messenger RNA, 253 nt
Organism: Racocetra persica
Lineage: Eukaryota; Fungi; Glomeromycota; Glomeromycetes; Diversisporales; Gigasporaceae
Source: the annotation of a GenBank genome assembly
CAAUAUUGGAUAUUACGAAAGAAUCACCGGUCAUCAAAUGCUUGUUGAAGAUAUUUCUAAAAAUGCUUCCGAUUUAUACUCUAAUGAUAUGAUUCCUGCUUUUGUCAUUUUAAAUAUCACAUUGAAUGAUACAUUAUUCUUGAAUAAUUCAUUUUUAAGUUACAUUGGCAUUUAUUUCGAACAAGUCGUGUCAAAAUCUGAAAAACAAUUAUUUAAUACUAGUGUUUCAAGCCGAUUAAAUUUUUACGGCUAG